CCGAUCGGCCCCGGGCCUGCCCGUCGCUCCGCCCCCGGGCCCGUCCGGUGACAGUCGCGACCGCCGCCGGAGGUGGCGGCGGAGGAGCAGGAGGAGGCCGGAGCCGGGAUGUCCGGGCAACAGCAGCAGCAACAACAGCCGCCGUCGCCGCAGCUCCCUUUGGCGGCCGCCGUUCCCCCGCCGGCGCCGGGGAUUCCCUCCGCCGCCGCCAGCCCCGGCCCCGCUCCGGCCGCCGCGCUCCUGCUCCACCCGCCGCCGCCGCCUCCGGCCACCGCGGCGCCGCCGCCACCCGCCACCGCCACGGCCGGCGGCGGCGGGCCCGCGGCCGCGGGGAGCGGCGGUGCCGGCGCCGCGCUGGGCCUGCCGGCGGGGAGCGGCACCAGCGCCCCGGCGCCCUUCCCGCACGGAGACCCGGCCCUGAACGAGCAGGAGAAGGAGCUGAAGCGGCGGCUGAAGAGGCUUUACCCGGCCGUGGACGAGCAGGAGACGCCGCUGCCCCGCUCCUGGAGCCCGAAGGACAAAUUCAGUUACAUCGGCCUCUCGCAGAACAAUCUGCGGGUGCACUACAAAGGUCAUGGAAAAACUCCAAAAGAUGCUGCUUCUGUUCGAGCUACACAUCCUAUACCUGCAGCCUGUGGCAUAUACUAUUUCGAAGUUAAAAUUGUCAGUAAGGGAAGAGAUGGUUACAUGGGAAUUGGGCUUUCGGCACAGGGUGUGAACAUGAACAGACUACCAGGUUGGGAUAAACAUUCAUACGGUUACCAUGGAGACGAUGGACAUUCAUUCUGUUCCUCUGGAACGGGCCAACCUUAUGGCCCAACGUUUACUACGGGCGAUGUCAUUGGUUGUUGUGUCAACCUUAUCAAUAACACCUGCUUCUACACCAAGAAUGGACACAGCCUGGGCAUCGCUUUCACAGAUUUACCGCCAAACUUGUACCCUACAGUAGGACUUCAAACACCAGGAGAGGUUGUGGAUGCUAAUUUUGGACAACACCCAUUUGUAUUUGAUAUUGAAGACUAUAUGCGAGAGUGGAGAACCAAAAUUCAAGCACAGAUUGACAGAUUUCCAGUAGGAGAUCGGGAAGGAGAGUGGCAAACAAUGAUUCAGAAAAUGGUAUCAUCUUACUUAGUUCACCAUGGAUAUUGUGCAACAGCAGAGGCAUUCGCCAGAUCCACAGACCAGACUGUGCUAGAAGAAUUAGCUUCCAUUAAGAACAGACAAAGAAUUCAGAAAUUGGUUUUAGCAGGAAGAAUGGGAGAAGCCAUUGAAACAACACAACAGUUGUAUCCAAGUUUACUAGAAAGAAAUCCUAAUCUCUUAUUUGCAUUAAAGGUGCGCCAGUUCAUAGAGAUGGUGAAUGGUACAGACAGUGAAGUGCGGUGUUUGGGAGGCCACAGUCCAAAAUCUCAAGACAGUUACCCUGUUAGCCCAAGGUCAUUCAGUAGUCCCAGCAUGAGUCCCAGCCAUGGAAUGAAUAUUCACAAUCUGGCAACAGGCAAAGGGAGCAGCACACAUUUCGCUGGGUUUGAAAGUAGUUGCAGUAAUGGAGUAAUAUCAAAUAAAGCGCAUCAGUCUUAUUGUCACAGUAAACACACGAGCACUAGCUUGAAUGUACCAGAGCUCAACAACAUAAAUGUAUCCAGAUCACAGCAGGUUAACAGCUAUUCCAGCAAUGAUGUAGACAUGGAAACAGAUCACUACUCCAAUGGGGUUGCUGAGACUUCAUCCAAUGGCUUCCUAAAUGGUAGUUCUAAACAUGAUCACGAAAUGGAAGAAUGUGACACAGAAAUGGAAGUAGAUUCAAGUCAGUUAAGACGCCAGCUAUGUGGUGGCAGCCAAGCAGCCAUUGAAAGGAUGAUCCAUUUUGGAAGAGAAUUGCAAGCAAUGAGUGAGCAGCUAAGAAGAGAAUGUGGCAAAAACACAGUGAAUAAGAAAAUGCUCAAGGAUGCAUUCAGUUUACUUGCAUAUUCCGAUCCCUGGAGCAGCCCUGUUGGAAAUCAGCUUGACCCCAUACAAAGAGAACCAGUGUGCUCUGUGCUGAAUAGUGCAAUACUAGAGACUCACAAUCUGCCAAAGCAACCCCCGCUUGCCCUCGCCAUGGGACAGGCGUCACAGUGUCUAGGAUUGAUGGCCCGGUCAGGGAUUGGAUCCUGUGCAUUUGCCACAGUGGAAGACUACCUACACUAGCUAUGCAUUUUGAAGUCUGAAAGGUGUUGCGGCAUAUUCAACAUGGAAAGUAGACCAGCUCUGCUGACUGGAAUUUGGAAUUUUAAUUAUGUACUAAGGACAAGUCUGUCGCUUUAUGUUGCUUCCUAGUUUACAGCAUGAUGCAAAUGAUUUCUAACUUAGUGUUAGGAGAAGAUUUCCAUCUUUAAACCUCUUAGACGACUAAGAGUUGAAAAUAUCACUGGUAACGUCAGCCAUCCAAAUUGACAAGUACCAAUCCUUUGAACGAUUGUCCAAAACAAACCAAAAAUCCUGCUACCUUGUGGUGGGACGGAAGAAUAGAAAACAUGGAUGUAUUAGCAUGUGGGUGAUGUAAACGUCAAGCAGGAUGACUUGCCAACCUCCACCCCCAUUGUUACAUAGUUCAAUCAGUGUAAUUUGCAAAAUGCAAAUGGUUUGGAUAUAUAGUGUUGAUGGGAAGAAAUGAUAUUUUUUAAUGUGUACUGUAAAACUUGAAUUACUCAGGAGCUGAGUGAAUAUGUUUGUUGCUACUUACAAUCCCAACCUGUUGAUCUUAGUAGUUUUUUGUUUUAACAUGGUCUAUUCAACUUUGUUUCCUUGUUUAACUACAGACAGCUUCUGUUGUGUAGCCUCACCAGUUUAACUGUUGUAUUAUAACAGUAUUACAUGUCAACACAGUGUGGUUAUGACCUAUUUAUAUAAAAACCAAAUAUUUAGUCAAUUUACAGUCUUAAUUUAAUCUUUGUACACCUUGCAUUUUUAAAAGUGCUUAAAUAGUACUAUAUUGCAAUAAAAUGUAGUGAUACCGUAAUUAACCAGCCAUUAAAAACGUACAUCUACAUCCACGGUAGCAGGGACGUGCAUGCUACACUGUCUGGUUCGAGCUCCAUCCUAGAGCCGCGGUUCUUGCGGAGACCUGCGAGGGCAGUGGCUCAUCCCUGGAGCCAGGGCUGUCACUUCCCCAUGAGAGGUGGGCUGCUGCAAGUGAAAGGCUGUGCUGUGUCCUUGCCACACAGUCUAACAGUGCAGGAAGCUUAUUCAGGACUCCCUGCAGAUGGGGAAAAUCCCUUACUGCUGGAAAGUAAUCAUCAGGCUGGAGAGAAGUGUCCUGCUGUGGGAGCUGAUGUACUGAUUCUGCUGAUAGGGUACAGCCUUUCCUUAAGACACACAAGUCGCUGAAGCAGCAGGAAUAACUGCCUGCUGUAAGGAAUGCACCAUCCACAACAGUAGGUACAACAUUGCUCUUUAUUCUCUGCAAAGGCAUUGCCUCAUGGAGGCAGCUCAGCAAGCCUGGUCCUAGCACCAGCUGUUCUACAACACUGGCCUGGCUGCUCUAUAGCUUCCCCAAGAACUUCUCCAAGGGGGAGAACAGGGAAGUCUGGUCUUCAUUCUGCUGGCUGGAGCCAAAAGCAAAGUGAUGAUGAAGGGGAGGAAAAAACCACCUGUGGUGUGUUGAGAUCAACUGUCACUAAAAGGUCUGUAGCAGCAUCUUCUGAAAAAGCUGUCUUCAGACUCCAUUUUUGAUCUGUGUUGCCAGCCAACGUUUCUUAAACCUUGCUGCUUUUUCCUUUUUAUCUUGCCCUUAAAAAAACAAAAAAGCUGUUAGUUACCAUUUUUCUGAGCCCACAUGCUGAAGAAGCAGCACUCCCUUGGCUGCUGCAGCACUCCAAAACAGAACAACCACCUCAAACACUGAUCAACUUCCUAAGGUAUUUUAUAUGCCCCAGCUGCCCUCCACAGGCCAGGGAGUACCAGUUUGCACCAGGCUCCUUCAGGAGGGAUUGGUACAGAGGGAGAAAGCUUCAGAGGGAGAGAGUACAGUGGUGCUUUCCGUGAUGGAGCACAGAUGGAAAGCAGGCCCUGAUUGCUAAGGAUCAGUAACUUUUCCCUCUGGUGUCUGUGAACCUCACAUACUGUGUGUGGGUAAGAGAUGACCCCGUUCAUUAUGGAAAUGAGGAGAAAUGGGUGCUAUUUCCCUGUGCUCACAUACGUGUUCUGGGAUUUUGGUAUCUCGGAUUUGAAGUCUGAGAUGCAUCUGAAAUGCCUUCCAACAGCUCAGACUGGAGGCUGAAACAACAGCUACUUAAGUACUUAUUUCACUGAGCAGCCCUGGCUCUAGGAUGAGAGCUGUCUCUUAACAUACCAAAAAUGAGGUAAUUUUCUUUCAACACCAUCCCCGGGGGUGUGCUCAUGACACCCACUGUGGCUGCAGUGCUCUGCUGCCGUUCCCUUAUUCUCCGGGUGCUUGGAGUUAGAGGAUCACAAGCCAGGAUCCUCUAGCAUGGAAAAACUCUGAUUUUAUUCAAGUGUACUUUUAGCCGUAUGCAUAAAAUAGUACCUACUCUGACCUUCUAUACUCACCCCAAGACUUGUCCACAAAUUGAACUGCAGCUUUUUUGACUGGGGCUUUCUUGUUUGCAAGGGAAAAAAAUUCAUUCGCUGAAAUGGAGACAAGUGUUAAUCACUGAGUUCAAGCCAGACAAGGCUCGAUUCAGACCACCCAAGCAGCAGAGCUUACCCUGUACCCGGUUGGUGUGUGGCCCAUAGAGCUGAGCAUUUAGGAAGUCUUUGGCGAGCUGUUGGUGGAGGCCUGUUACACCGUGGUCUUUCAAGCACACAGCCAUGUAGUUCCCUUUUGUCCUAGUCAAAGAGAGAUGCAAAUCCCUGUAGCGUGGUUACGGGAUCCAGAACAGACACUGCUGUCAAGCUUUGCUACUUGAGCACAGCAGCAGCCAGUGAUGAUUUCUGAUACUCAGAUGAGCUUUGUGGCAGUAUUAAAAAAAUAAAAAGCUGGAGCAAUACUCUCAAA
This is a messenger RNA of Hirundo rustica (Barn swallow), 4999 nucleotides long. It is a transcript of the gene RANBP9, whose product is annotated as RAN binding protein 9. The transcript is spliced from 14 exons. Gene Ontology annotation, biological process: cell surface receptor signaling pathway; cytoskeleton organization. The record is from RefSeq and is a predicted model, not a curated record. Lineage: Eukaryota; Metazoa; Chordata; Aves; Passeriformes; Hirundinidae. Gene Ontology annotation, cellular component: cytoplasm. Gene Ontology annotation, molecular function: protein binding. The coding region runs from base 109 to 2190 and encodes 693 amino acids.